AUGGCCGACGACGGCAACAACAUUGACUCUGGCCUUUUCGCCAUCGCGCUCUCCGACUCAGAGGACGACACCACUGCCGCCAACGGGUGUCAAGCUGGAUCGGGGGCAAAAGAGGGCGGCGGCGCAGCAGCUCCGAGGGACCGCACAGGCCAGACGGAGGAGGAGUUUCAGGCCAUGAAGGCUUCGUACCGAGCCAAGGUUGAGGACGGCGAGAUAUGGAAAAACGUCAAGAUGCCCUCAGGCCAGGGCAGGGUCCCUAAACACGAGGGCCAGGAGAUUCUGCACGCUGUGGAGGAGCUGUAUUUCUACAGGCGGUAUGAGGAGGCCGUCACGUUUAUUGGACGGGUGAUGCAGGGUGCGGAGGGAGAAGAGGAGGGAGCAGGAGAUGGGUUGGAUGGGGAUCUGAGGGCGCUGCUCAGGACGUAUGAGACGAGGUGUAGGGUAAGGUUGGUAAGUUGGGGCGCGACAUGA
Messenger RNA from Cryphonectria parasitica EP155, 471 nucleotides. RefSeq lists its product as uncharacterized. NCBI's taxonomy places the organism in Eukaryota, Fungi, Ascomycota, Sordariomycetes, Diaporthales, Cryphonectriaceae. The transcript has 2 exons. The record is from RefSeq and is a predicted model, not a curated record. Bases 1 to 471 code for a protein of 156 amino acids.